Molecule: messenger RNA, 2273 nt
Organism: Gossypium raimondii (Peruvian cotton)
Lineage: Eukaryota; Viridiplantae; Streptophyta; Magnoliopsida; Malvales; Malvaceae
Product: protein PNS1
Exons: 5
Coding region: 172-1851 (559 amino acids)
Biological process (GO): transmembrane transport
Cellular component (GO): membrane
Molecular function (GO): transmembrane transporter activity
Source: RefSeq, a predicted model, not a curated record
AAAAAAAACACUAGACAUCACCUACCAACAAAAAGGAAAAAUAUUACAAUGUAGUUACCUGUAUCAUACUAACCAAAAAAUCCAACGACAUAGAUAAACACUUCACGUUUUCCGAUAGUCACCCUUUCUUCGUCUCCGCCGUCUCCUGAACUUGACGUCAUCAUCGCCGCCAUGGGUGCCACUGAACAUGUGGUGGUGGAAGGCGAAAAUAAGGAAGGAAGGAAAGAAGAUGGAAAAGAAAGGGUGGAUGAGGUGGUAGAGCAGGAGAAGGAGGGAGAGAAAUUGGACUUGGAGAAAGGACCAGUUGGAGCUGUUGUUGUCGAAGACAGCAAGGGCUUAGAGAGAUUUGAAGACGAAAGAGACCAUUUUCAUGUCUCAAUGUUGCAGAGGUUGAACCCUACAAAUCCUUUAAGGAUUGUCAUUAAUGGUGGUACUAGAGUUGCUACUCCUUCCCCUUCUCAGUCUUCUCGGUUUCAGCCUACUCCUCCUCCUCCUCGUUCUCAGCCUCGUUCUACACCGACCCCACAACCAUCAGUGACAACGCUGAACUCAAGAAGAUUCACCAACAAACUAGCCCUAUUACUGUACUUGGUGCAUAAGGUUGCGGCUAUAGCACUAGUCUGCUUUCUUAUAUUCAAGGGAAUCCAAGGUCUAAUAGAUGGAUCCAACCCUGCAAAACGAAAAGAGGAAAGGGUUCUUAAAUAUUUGUUGCCACAAGUUGAAGCUGCAUCUUUACUAAGCAUUACUCUUGCAUUUGCUUGGCAAAAGGCUUUGCGGGAAUGGCCUCAAAUCAUGGUUUACUUCAUCCUGUGGUGCACCUUCUUCAUGUCUUUAUCAGCUGGCAUCCUUCUGAUUUGCUUCCAAAAGCCCGCCACAGAUGGUGUUGGGGUUUGCUUUAUUGCCUUUGCAAUUGGUAAUGGUUUGUAUGCUUGUUGGGUCUCCCAGCGAGUCGGUUUUUGUUAUAAAGUGUUGCUGAAAUCACUGGAACCGGUCGACAAAUUCCGUGAUUUGAACCAACCAGCGUAUUGGAUGCUUGGGGCUGGAUUCUUGUGGAUGUCCCUAUGGAUCUUGGCUGUAGUUGGGGCCUUGAAUUUCUACUACCCAGCAUUGGUUAUAAUUGCAUUACUCUUAAGCUUGUGUUGGACAACUGAAGUGAUGAGGAAUGUAGUUAAUUUAACUGUUAGCAGAGUGAUUGCUUUGUAUUAUCUAAGAGGAAUGCAGUCUGACACUCAGUUUUGCUUCCAAAGAGCCUUGACCCGGAAUCUCGGAAGUGCUUGUCUUGGUUCCUUAUUCGUGCCGGCAAUCGAAGCCAUGAGAAUUAUUGCCAGAGGCUUGAAUUUGCUUGAAGGAGAAGAUGAAUUCAUGUUCUCUUGUGCUCAUUGCUGUCUCAACGUUAUGCAAUCCAUCUUCAGAUAUGGAAAUGGAUGGGCAUAUGUACAGAUAGCUGCCUACGGAAAAGGUUUCGUUAGGGCAUCACAAGAUACUUGGGCACUUUUUGAGAGGGAAGAAAUGGAACCCAUCGUAGAUUCUGACAUGAUGAGCGCGAUUUGCUUCCUUACAGGCGUUUGCAGUGGCUCGAUUUGUGUUAUUGUGGUGGCCGCUUGGACUGCUAAAGUCCACCAACCAUUCACUGCCACCAUCUCCCUCCUUGCAUUCUUCAUUGGAUACCUCAUGACGAGGAUCGCAAUGGCAUUGCCCCAUGCAUGUGUGAGCUGUUACUACGUUUGCUAUGCUGAAAAUCCCGAGAACCGAUUGUUUGAUAAAACAAUAAAAGAACGUCUGGAGUUGAUUAAGGCUGGUCGGGAUGUGGUGGUGCCGACACCUCGUGUUCCCCGUCGAUUUACGAGAUAGCCACUGCCGGUGAGAGGUAAAAAGAGACAAAAGUCUACGAUUUUCCUACACAUGUAUAUACAGAAAUUAUGUAGGAAAAUGGGGGCCAUACUUCCAAAAUUUAGCAGGCAAUGGUCAGUUUCAAUGGGGGUGGCAUGGAGACUCAAAUAAGGCCUACUCUCUGAGGUAAAAAUCAAUCCAGGGUGGCCCCGGUGGCUGGCUGGUGACGAAAGGCGAAUUUUGAAUGUAAAAAGUUUAACCAUCAUUGGAGUAUGGAGAGCCCACUGAGAUUCCAGCCUGCAACGCUACAAUGACAAUGCAACUUUUUUAUUUUCGUCAUUUUCUUGGUUGUAUUAUUAAUGAUAAUAAUAGUAAUUAUUUUUUCUGCAUAUACGUUUAGGAUACCACGUUAAAAAUGAUCCAAUUAAUUUAUUACUUUCCCA